UUUUAUUUUUUAGUCCAAUUUUCGUCUGCAUUUAAUUCCUGCAGUUUGUAUUUUAACUACAUUAAAUUUAUAGAAGUAUGAUUUAUACAUCGAUGACUUAUAACCAUAAAAAGUUCCUUAAUUUUUUUGAUUGAUUAGUUAUUUCCUGUUUUCCUUUUGAAAAAAGAAUAAAUAGUAUUAAUAUUUGAUGAUAGUUUUUGUUUUUAUUAAGUAUUAUUAAAUGCCUUUUUAUAAACUUCUACUGUUUUUAUACUAAAUAUGAUGUCAGCAGGAUAUAGAGAUUUAUUUUGAUUGUUUGAUUUCUCCUACGAUAUUGCUGAACCAUCCGUUAUAAUUAGAGCGUGACGCUGAUUUCUAAAAUGAGUUGCUUCAAGCAGUCCAUAAUUCCCAGAUUACAAAAAUACAUUCCUAUUUUACAAUGGCUGCCAAAGUACACUUUAAGUGAUCUAAAAGGUGAUCUUAUUGCCGGAUUUACAGUUGGUUUAACUGUUGUUCCACAAGGCCUGGCAUUAGCUCAACUUGCUAAUUUACCUCCACAAUAUGGAUUGUAUACUGCUUUUAUGGGCAGUUUUAUGUAUGCCAUUUUUGGUACCUGCAAGGACCUAGUAAUAGGACCUACAUCAGUCAUGGCAAUUAUGACUGCCGAAUAUGCUCAAAUGGGUGGUCCAAUUUAUGCUGCCCUGCUCACCUUCCUCUGUGGCUGUUUUCAACUUUUAUUAGGAAUUUUCAAUCUAGGUUUUUUAAUGAAUUUUAUAUCUACUCCUGUUUUAAAUGGAUUUAUCUCAGCUGCUGCAAUUAUAUCAGCAACCAUGCAAGUAAAAGGCCUGUUUGGUUUGAAAUUCGAUUCGCACGGUUUUCUUAGUACAGUUUACAAUAUAUUUCUAAAUAUUCCUCAUACAAAUUUAUAUGAUUUGGCUAUGGGAUCUUUAUCUAUAUUUUCGCUUCUUCUUCUCAGGAAAUUUAAGGAUCAGAAGUUUAAUUGCUGCAAUUAUUUGAAAGGUUCUAUAGCAUUAGAAGGUUUAUGGUGGUGUAUUGCAACAGCCCGUAAUGCUUUACUUGUUAUUGUUUGUUCACUUGUGGCGUCACUUUGUUUGUCGCUUGGUUAUGAUGUCUUCUCCCUUACCAAACGUGUUGAUGCUGGUAUGCCAACUUUUCAGUUGCCCCAGUUUUCCCUUCAUCAAUUUGACCCUGUAGAGAAUUUAACAAUUAGCAAAAGUCCUCUUGAAGUAUUUAAGGACCUUGGCUCUGGUGCUAUAGUUAUUCCAUUUAUAUCUCUUUUAGAAGCCAUUGCUAUAGCUAAAACAUUUACUAGAGGUGAGAAAUUACACGCCAGUAGAGAAAUGAUUGCUUUAGGUAUGGGAAAUCUUAUGGGAUCUUUUGUUUCAUCAUAUCCAGUAACUGGAAGUUUUUCAAGAUCUGUGAUAAAUAAUGCCAGUGGUGUAAAGACACCAUUAGGUGGAAUUGUAUCCGGUAUAUUUGUGUUAUUAGCAUUAUGUGUGAUUGCUCCACUAUUUCACUAUAUUCCAAAGUCUUGUCUUUCUGCAAUAAUAUUUUCUGCUGUGAUAUUUAUGGUUCAUCUUGAAGAUAUACCAGCCAUUUGGAAAGCCAAUAGAGUGGAAAUCAUUCCAUUUUUUGUGACAUUCAUUCUCUCAUUUGCACUUGGAUUGGAGUAUGGACUUCUGUUUGGGACUGCUGUUUCUUUGAGUAUUUUGCUGUGGAAGCAGAACAAAUUAAAUAUACAAGUUUCUGUAGAGUGUGGAAAUGACCAAACCAUUAUUCAUGUGACUCCAGAAAGUAGCCUUUAUUUCCCUUCAUCUGAUAAUUUAAAAGGAACUAUUUCUAAAAUUCUUUAUCGUCAACCUGUAAUUUCUAAUUGUACAGUUGUUAUUCACGCUGAUCAUGUUAAGGAACUUGAUUACAGCACAACACUUGGUGUGAAAAAUAUGAUUAAGAGUUUUGAGAAAGAUAAUUGUCAAGUUGUUUUUCAAAUUACUAAACCUUCUUUCUUUAAAGCAUUGAGCUCUUUGGAAGAGACAGUUUAUGUGUGUAAAAAUGAGACAGAGUUGCAGAAUUGUCUAACAUUUCCAAAUAAGGAUAAUAGUAUAGAAAUUUGUUCAGAAAAUACUGAAGUUUUUGAGAGCUCUAGUGCUGAUGCAUUGUUAUCAAGAAAUACUCAUUCUGGUAAAGCAAAUGUGACAAUCAUAAAAAAUACAUCUAAUGGAAUUAUAGAAAAGAAAAAACAAGAAUCCAAUGACACAUAAAAUUAUUUUUAUGCAUUAAUACAUUUCCACUGUCUCAUUCCGGAUGUUAAUUUAUUCAGUAUUUUUUUUUCCCAUUUCUAAUAAGGAUAUUUUAGUUUAAAUUAAUAUUUUAAUAAAACCCUGCCAAGUGCUAUUCAUUUUAAAGUAUGAAACUUCUAGUGUUAUUCAUUUCAAGCAUAAAAUAUAAAACUGACAUACAAGACUUAACUGUACCUAUUGUUCUCACUUUCUUACAUAAUGGCAUUUUAUCCGUUUGAUGCAGAAUUUUUAUUGAACAUGUUUUUUUUUUAAUUAAAUUAUUUUGUAUUAAAUAAAUUAUUUUGUAUUAAUUGAAAUCAAAAUAAGUGGAAAAUG
This is a messenger RNA of Parasteatoda tepidariorum (common house spider), 2615 nucleotides long. The record is from RefSeq and is a predicted model, not a curated record. Lineage: Eukaryota; Metazoa; Arthropoda; Arachnida; Araneae; Theridiidae.